Molecule: messenger RNA, 810 nt
Organism: Prunus armeniaca (apricot)
Lineage: Eukaryota; Viridiplantae; Streptophyta; Magnoliopsida; Rosales; Rosaceae
Source: the annotation of a GenBank genome assembly
AUGGAGGUGAAGAAAGCAGGGGCGUCGUUGGAUUCGGUGAUCUCAGGGUUCAACCGUCGGAUCGCGGAGCUUCAAGACCUCGUCAUUGCGCGAAACAUGUAUCCGGCGAGCAGCGUCACCGAUUUGUCGGCCGUUGACGCCGCAGUGAAGGCCAUGGAGCUUCAGGUUCAGGCCAUCAAGGACAGCCUCCGCGACGAAACCCUAGCCAUCCCCAAAGCCAAAAAACUCAUCGAUGCGGCGGUGAAGCAGCAAAAGAAAUUGCAGGACCUGUCAAUUUAUGUGCCCUCACAUAUUCCUGAAAGAAUGUCUAUGUUGGGUUUGGACACUAAUAGAUGUUUAUUCCCAGAAGGCUCUCAACAAAACACCGGUUUCGAGUCGUUGAAGCUUGAGGAAGUGCCAGCAGCACUACCUAAGGAGAAAAAGGGUCGUUCCACUCCACCACUGUGGUUCAUAACUGCUGAAGAGCUGGAUUCCCUGUCAGCAUACAUGAGAGGAAGGCUUACUGUAGAAAAGAUCAAUGCAGCUAUCAAUGACAUGGCAACAUAUGCUGAAGCAAAUUCUCAGCUUAUAUCUGCCCCGAAGAAGAGGGUGGCAGGAGAUAGUUGGGAAAAGGCCCUGGAACUGAGAGAUAUUGCAAUGACAGAAGCAGUAAAGGGAAAACACUUCUUUCUCGAAACUGACAUGAAAGGACCAGCCUUGAAGCCUGACAACACUGGAAAAGCAAUACUAACUGUCCUUCGUCACCUUGGUCGUGUAAGUGAGACACGGAUUGGGCCUCAUCGAGUGAUCAUUCUUUUGAAGCGUCAUUGA